AUGGAGAAAUAUGAGAACCUAGGCCUGGUUGGUGAAGGAAGCUAUGGAGCAGUGAGGAAAUGUAGGAAUAAAGACAAUGGAAGAAUAGUGGCCAUCAAAAAAUUCCUGGAGAUUGAAGAUGAUAAAAUAGUUAAAAAGAUUGUCACACGAGAAAUCAAGCUGUUGAAGAUUAUACACAGACAUAUAAAGCCAGAGAACAUACUGAUCUCUGAGUCUGGAGUGGUGAAGCUGUGUGACUUUGGAUUUGCUCACAUGCUGAGGGCACCUGGGGAAGUGUACACUGAUUAUGUGACAACUUGGUGGUACAGGGCUCCAGAACUUUUUUUUAGAGACAUAAAGUAUGGCAAGGCUGUUGAUACAUGGGCCAUUGGUUGUUUGUUGAUUGAAAUGUUCACGGGAUGACCCCCUUUUCCUGGGAAUUCUGAUAUUGAUCAGCUGUAUCGUAUUGUGAAAUGUUUAGGUAAUUUAAUUCCAAGAUAUCAGGAAUUGUCCUAUGAGAACCCACUCUUUGCCAGUAUGAAAUUGCCUAAAGCUGAAGAAGCUGAGUGUCUUGAAGCCUAUCGGAAACUCCCUGCAAUGGUAAUCGAUAUAGCAAAGAAAUGCUUACAGAUCCAUCCUGACAAAAGGCCCUUCUGCAAUGAGCUCCUGCUCCAUGACUUUUUUCACCGGAUUUGCUGAGAGAUUGUACUCCAAAAUCCAUGAUGUCAAGCUUGGGGAAUCAGACUGCUGACAUCCUGGGAGGAGAGCAAAGUGGGG
This is a messenger RNA of Dromiciops gliroides (monito del monte), 756 nucleotides long. RefSeq names its product cyclin dependent kinase like 2 (gene CDKL2). The record is from RefSeq and is a predicted model, not a curated record. Gene Ontology annotation, biological process: protein phosphorylation. Lineage: Eukaryota; Metazoa; Chordata; Mammalia; Microbiotheria; Microbiotheriidae. Gene Ontology annotation, cellular component: nucleus. Gene Ontology annotation, molecular function: ATP binding; cyclin-dependent protein serine/threonine kinase activity.